Messenger RNA from Rosa chinensis, 2353 nucleotides. Its product is annotated as DNA-directed RNA polymerase III subunit RPC5. The record is from RefSeq and is a predicted model, not a curated record. The coding region runs from base 129 to 2213 and encodes 694 amino acids. Gene Ontology annotation, biological process: DNA-templated transcription. The transcript is spliced from 13 exons. Gene Ontology annotation, cellular component: RNA polymerase III complex; nucleus. NCBI's taxonomy places the organism in Eukaryota, Viridiplantae, Streptophyta, Magnoliopsida, Rosales, Rosaceae.
UACACCCACAAAGCCCACCAAAGAAAAAUACACUCCUCCACAACCUCCCCAAAACCUCACAGUCUCACGGCGUCGCCUUCCGUUCCCGCCGUUCACCGGAGCAUUAGAACCACAGAGUUCCGGCGAGUAUGGACUUAGACGACCUCGAAGGGCCGAGCAAGCCUGCUCGGGUCUCCAGGUUCAUGCCCCGGUCCAAAAACGCCCCACCGAAACCGAAACCCGAACCCGCCGUCAAAAAGGAACCUGCAAAACCGGUCCCAAACUCCGAGCCGGAACCGCCGCAGCUGCUCAAGCCCAAGCCGGAAGCACUCGAUGACGUGGCGGUUCUCGCAGUGCCGGAGAAGAAAGAAGAGAAGCAAGAAGAAGGCGCCAAUGGAGAUGAUUCAAAUGGCGCCGUGAAAAUGGACACCGAUGGAGAAGCGAAGGAGGACGACGAUCCUAUGGAAGAAGACGACGCUGAAGACACCGUCGUUCGUGAAAUUGACGUCUUCUUUAACCCUAGGGUCGAUUCCAACACUCAGUUGUACGUUUUGCAAUAUCCUCUGAGGCCUCGGUGGCGGCCGUACGAGUUGGAGAAUCGGUGCGAGGAGAUAAGAGUGAAACCUGCCACUGCUGAAGUGGAGGUGGAUUUGUCUCUAGAUGUUUACUCGAAGAAUUGUGAUCAAGAGUUUGCUGACAGGCUCAAAAUGACAAAGCAGACUUUGGCUACAGAAUGGGAUCCCUGCCGUUCAACCGGCUAUGCCGUUGGGGUUUUGAUGGGCAACAAGUUACACUUGAAUCCUGUUCAUGCAGUUGUGCAGCUCCGACCAUCACUGGAGCAUUUAAAGCCUGGUGGCUCAAAAAGGAAGGGCAAGGCCACAGGGGAUGCAGAAGUUACAGUUAAAAGAGAGAUUUAUAGUGAGGAAAGAUCUUUGGCUCCAUCAAAGAAACAGAACAAGCGUGUGGAGUCCUCAACUGAAGAUGAAGAGAGUUGGGUUCCACUUGAGUACCAGGGCUCAGAAAGUGAUUUUUCAGCUAGAUAUUUAAAAAGAAUGGUGGUACAAGAAAGUUCUCCUAUAGAAUUUACAAUGACUCCGUAUGACUAUGUUAACUCUUUGUGUCCUAGAACGUGCAAAGGCUCUUCCAAAAGGGCUCUGCUAAACCUGCCUCUGGAGGAGCGUAUCCAGAAGUUGCUUGUUGAGGAACCUAUAGCUCGCCGGUUCAGUGAUCUUAAGAAGUACUAUGCUCCUCGUAACCAGGAAAAAGAACUUUUGGAUGUCCUUCAAAAGCAUGGUCUAUUGCUGCGUGAUCUCUGGGUUCCAAAAACUGCAUUGCUAUAUCCCAAGAAAGAGGGUUCGUCUAGAAAGAAAGAAGAUGACAAUCUGCGUACAGCUAGAAAUUACAUUCUAAAUUCAUUCUGGAAGAACCCUGUAAUUAGUCAUUCAGAACUAAACGUCUACCCACCCCUAAAGCCUCAUUUUGACAAUACCUUGAAAGUCUUAGCUGUAUACAGACCUUCGACUCGAGAUUGGAAAUUUAAAGAGCAAUCAGACGUGUCAUUUGCAGAACUCUAUCCAGAGAUUUCUGAAAGCCAGGAACAGAUCUGGGAAAGGAUGGAUAAACAAUUGGUGGAAGCCCUUAAGCCUCACCGUGAUAUGAAGAAUGCUAGCAUGAAUAGUAAGAUUGGGAAAUCACCAAAUUCUGAUAAAGGUCCUAGUAAAAGUGCAAGUGGAGUUCCCAGUGGAGGAGUGAGAACCAUGUCAGAUGAAACCCGAGCAGCUCUACCUGAUGCCAUCAAGGAAGUUCUUCAGAAACACAAGGUUUGCAACUUUCAGCUGAUAUGUGAUGGAUUACGUAAUUUGACAGUCGACAGAAUGCAGCAUCCAAAAGUUGAUCCUAAGAGUAAAAAGUUAACAGCUGCAAGGAAUGGCCUUGAGGCUCCUCCAGAAGAGCUGCAGAAAGUCAUAACACAAGUUGCAGUGAACAUUCAUGGUUCAUAUGUCCUGAUAUCAUCGCCAGACCACCCAGAGCAUGACCAGUUAAGGGAUGUUGUAAUUAAACUUCUACAAGGUAAGAAUAAAGGGCCACUUAAAAAGCUGGAUGUUACUAUAGCUGCUAAGGAGGAACUUGGGAGGGAAAUCAGUAAUAAUGAAUAUAGCAAGGUCAUGACUGAACUUUGUGUGUCUAAAGGUUCUCAAUGGUACCUGAAAAGUGGGGAUGGCGGGCCGAAAUAAUACUGGAGAAACUGAUGAUUGAAUUGAUGACAUUAUUUUUUCGCGGUUCAAGGAAACUACAUUGUAGUUUUAUGUUUAUGGCGACACUAGUGUGUGUGGACGCACUUUGAUAUAUUUAAAGCUAUGAAUGUUUUCUUUGA